Hermetia illucens (black soldier fly) is the source of this 5469-nucleotide messenger RNA. RefSeq names its product nephrin. The transcript has 19 exons. Lineage: Eukaryota; Metazoa; Arthropoda; Insecta; Diptera; Stratiomyidae. Bases 1106 to 4231 code for a protein of 1041 amino acids. The record is from RefSeq and is a predicted model, not a curated record. Gene Ontology annotation, molecular function: protein binding.
GGUCACAUGAGCUCGAAUCUUCCGGAAAGCGAUUUCUCGACGCCUCUUCGAUGAGGAGGCUAGGGAUGAAAUGCAUCCUGAAUUACUACAAACGCGUGCACUCAUUUGUCUCUCGUCGAAGUGUCGGUCCUUUAUCUCGUGCUUGUCCUUGAGUGUGCAACAUUUUCCCGAAAGUAGUUAAUAAUGUCUUUACAGAAAAAUGAGUUGCUGUAAUGUGGACCCAUUUAAAGUCUCGUCAUCUGAAAGACGAGGAUUGCAGUAAUUAGCGCAAUUAUAGGUUUGCGUUCUGGUUAAUAAAAGUGCAGCUGAGAAUGUUCUUGUUGAUGUUCAGAGGCUAGGAAGUGAAGCAAUUGGUCGCAGGUCUCGUGCUAACACACAGCAUUUAUCGCGACGAUGCGUCGGUUUCGUCGGAAGAUUGUGUUCUUAUAGGAAGCCGGGAAGUGAUUCUCCCAUUUUCUCGGACGCGAUAUCAAGUGGAAGUAAUUCUCUGGUUCCGCGGCGGUAUGCAAUGUCAUCGGUGCACCCAAGCGUUGGAGCUCGAUAAUCUCUGAUUGUUGUCGUCGUCACUUAAAGUGGAUAAUUGUGACGGGUCGCAGUGGAUGCAAGUGUGGCGGCUGCUUGGGCUAUUUCCGCCUAUUGUUUUCGCCCAACGGCCUUGACGCUGUGCAAACGAGCAGACUAACAUAUUCAGUCCAUUGUGCGGAAAAUCGAGUUCAAUUGGGUGAAGUGCGACUGCCCUGGUUUCACGGUGAAUCAGAUUCAGUCAAAGAAGAUUGCCACCCUCACUUCCUAUCUCCUCUUGACAGUCUCGAUGUUUUUAUUAUGAUUUAUUCUCCUUGUUACAUUCCCGACUUUCUGAUUUCUCAUCUGAAAAGGGUUCCGGUGACAAGUUCCGGGCAAAAAUCUUCUGUGCAUGAUAAAGUUGAUGAAAUUUAACAAAAUGGUAAUCAGCGUGCGUAAAUCCUAACUUCUAAGGAAACCCGGGAAGUAGUUAAUUGAUUAGAAAUUAUGAAUUAAACGUCAGAGGUGAAAUGUAGAACGUAGUCAAACGUGCUAGAAUGAAGUUUUAGUGUGGUCUAACGAAUGAAAUAAUUAAAUAGCUAAGAUGACAGAGAAUAUGCUUUACGAGUUUGUGGUUCUGUUGCUGCUAUCUGUUGGAUUUUACCACUCAGCUAUUACAGCGUCCGUGACCAGGAAUAUCGAGGAGGAAAAUGGUCCCUUCAUGAUAUCGGAAGCAGUUCAAGGAACAGUCGGGAGGCUGCCGUGCAAUGUCACGCCACCGGUGCCCGAGGAUAAAGUAGCUUUAGUCAUUUGGUACAAAGAAGGACACUCGAAACCUAUUUACAGUGUCGACACACGAAAUUCAAAUUUCGCUAAGGGAACCCAUUGGGUGGAGGAGAAUUUUGGCGGACGGGCGAGUUUUCAGGCAGGAGGAUCGCCUGAAACUCCAGCCGUCCUGACAAUCAAAUCAACGAAAAGUGCUGAUAGUGGUGUGUACCGAUGUCGCGUCGAUUUUCAGAAAAGCCCGACCAGGAAUUCCAAGGUUCAACUCAAAGUCAUAAUUCCACCGGAAAAAUUGGUUAUAUUAGACGAUACAGGAAACCACAUACCCCACUACAUCCUGGGUCCGUAUAAUGAAGGAACAUCCAUAAAUAUCACGUGCGUCUCCACCGGUGGUCGACCGUUACCGAAUGUGACGUGGUGGUACGAGAACACGUUGCUUGACAACUCCUCAACAGUUCUGUCGGAGAGACGCGUUAGCAACGUUUUACAUUUGAAAAAGUUGGAGAGAAAGCACUUGAACCGAGUCCUCACGUGCCAGGCAUCCAACAAUAAUUUAACAGCCCCUAUUACCAGCGCAGUGACGUUAGAUUUAAAUUUGCGUCCACUGAUGGUUAAGCUUCAAGGAGAGAAGCGGCCACUGUCGGCUGAUAGUUCCUACAAAUUAAACUGUGUAGUGAUAGGCUCAAGGCCAGCGCCAACUAUAACGUGGUGGAAGGGUAGUACCCCGAUGCGGAACACACGUGAUGAGACAACGGCUGAUGGCAAUAUUACAACGUCAACAUUAACCUUCACUCCAACUAUUGACGACCGGGGGAAGUUUCUAUCGUGCCGUGCGGAGCAAACUCUUAUCCCGGAAUCUGGCAUGGAGGACGGCUGGAAGCUCGAUAUCUAUCAUAUUCCGGUUGUGUCUCUUGAAUUUGGUACGAAUUUAAAUACAACCACAAUCCGCGAGGGAGCCGACGUUUUUUUCGAAUGUAACAUAAAAUCCAACCCAUGGGUCUAUCGAGUCAGUUGGAGGCAUAACGGCAAUAUAUUGGACAAUAAUCUUGCAGAAGGAAUUGUCGUGGCGAACCAGAGUCUCGUCCUCCAGAACGUCAGCCGAGCACGGAGCGGCCUCUACACGUGUGUGGGCAGCAACAGGGAAGGUGACGGGGAGAGUAAUCCUGUACAAUUGGACAUACGAUUUGCCCCAAUAUGUCGUCCAGGUCAGAAGACAAUCUACAGUUCAGGACGUCAGGAGACGGUCCGAGUAAUUUGUGAAGUGGAAGCGAAUCCCACGGAUGUAUCAUUUGUUUGGAAAUUCAAUGCGUCAGCAGUGGAGUUUGUAGACAUUCCGGCCUCUCUAAUAGCAACGGAUCGUGCGCGCAGUGUCACACAUUAUACGCCUAUGACAGAGCAUGAUUAUGGGACGCUACUAUGCUGGGCCACAAAUGAAAUCGGCUCUCAAAGUGAGCCUUGUAUAUACACCAUCAUUCCUGCAGGUGAACCUGAUCCUCUAACGAACUGCACUGUUUUGAAUCAGACAUCGCACAGCUUUCAGGUGGAAUGUAUAGAAGGAUUCGAUGGAGGGCUGGAUCAGGAUUUUGUUAUGGAAGUUUAUGUUAAUGGCACCACCCGCAAUCCGAAAAUAUAUAAAUCGAAAUCGCCAUAUUUUGAAGUUCACGGAUUGAUACCAGGCAUGGGCUACAACGUGUUUCUGGUUGCACAGAACCGAAAAGGUCGAAGCAACUCCACCGUCCUCCAAGUGUACACAUUGAAAGACCCCGAAAAACAAACAGAUUUAUCGUUAGCAUAUGCUCCCGUCAUUGAAGACAUCAGACCAUUUCUCGGUAUUUUACUCGGAAUUGUCGGCAGCAUAUUCCUCGUAGCCUUGAUAAUUGUUAUCAUCGUUCGGAUGCGAGGCUCAUCAGGCAGAGAUCGUCAUAACUAUUCCCAUCAAGUCAGUCGCGACACGUUGCACAAUGGCCAGUCAAUUCAGGAUAUUAGAACGGGACGAGAGACUUGCCAGACUAGCAGCGCCGAUAGCAUCGACAAAAACCCGGAUAUUAUUCCGCAGGAUAUGCCGGAUGCAGAUGAUCACGACGACGACGAUGAAUGGACGACGACAAAGACCGGAAACAGUCAUAGUAGACCGUAUGCAACGGCUGCAUUGGCAGAACAAAAUGCAGUAAUUACAUCAUCGACGUACGAUCGAAUACCGUACGGGGUAAUGGACAAAAUGCCAGGUGUCCAGAGCCAAUCAAAUCUCUUACAUCAGCAGCAACAACCGCAGCAUCAACAUCAUCACCAUGCAGCACCCCAAUAUAUCACCACGUACAAUACACUAAUACCAGUUAGCAAAAUGGGUUACACGACACAACCGAACAAGACUGAUCUCACCUACGCUGAAUUAGCUGUCGCUACCCAACCUGCGCCUGUGCAAAGGAUACCCUAUUCCAGUGCAACUUUAGGACGUCCAAGACAAUCGGAAGCAAAGCGUUUGGAACCAACUAUCUACGCGCAGAUUGACCUCGCGCACCAUCCUAUGUAUUCUACAAGCUCCAUGUACGGUACAAAUGCUAAUACCGGUGUUACCAUGUCACAUCUAUCACAGUUAGCAACGUUCCCGCCGCCGCCGCCCAUAUUUGCGCAUAAUCCCAUCGUAAAUCCAACAGUGACUAAAAUUGCAACAACAAGCAAUGCACCACCAUCCGCAUCCUUGUCGGCAUCCUCGGCGAUGGGAAUUGGUAAUGUUCCGGCACCCAUGCCUGGUACUGUAGGCGGCGGUGCUAGUCUUGUAGUAGGAGGACAUGUUACUGCCCCAGUUCCGGUUUGUUUCCCAGAAACGAGCGUGACAUCCUGCGGUAGCGUGCUCAAAACAGUUCCGGAAGAAGGGCAUACGAAUUCAAUUAACGAUGAAGUAGCAAUUCCUAAAGAUAGAAAUGUAAAUCACGCCACAAGGUUCUGACAUUAGCCGAAAAAUACUAAGCGUGUUUAGUAUAUAUUUAUGAAGCAUAACAUAACCUAGGAUACAUUCAAUGUAACGUCUUAAGUGACAAAAACGAGUAAUUAUGCCAAAAUUAAUUGCAAAAGGAGACAUUUCGAUAAUAAUUAAGCGAGUGAACAGGUACUAAAGGAAAUUAUUCAAUCAAAAUUUGGAAAAAGAAAAACAAAAUUCGAAAUCAAAGGACAGAUAUUUUUAGAUUUUUUUUGAUUCUGAAAUGUAUGCAAUCGUAAUAAAUCCCUUUUGUGUUGACGGCCAAAGAAUUCGGUCUUUUGGCAAUUACGAUACCGAACCGAAACUUGUACGUAAGAGUAUAAAUAAUGAUUCCUGCCAAUCUGAAAGGAUUUCGCUCUCCUGGAAUUCUCUGAAUUCCUCCAGUGAGAAGUUAUUAUGGUUGUUUUCCUAGCGUCAAACACCAGAUGUACGUUGAAUUCAACACUAAGUUAGCAAAUUAUAUUUUCAAAUAAGAAACUGCGGAGACAAAUGUGUAAAUAAAUUAUUUUUAUUGAAAUCAAAAGAAGCUUUAGGAGAAAACGAACUAUGUGAGUAAAUUAUAUAAAAACCGAACAUUAUGUGUUACUACCUUAGAAAGUGAAACUUUGUUAAUUACGCAGAGGAUUGUUAGUGCUGACGGACAAGAUUUUAUACUAUUUCAAUUAGCAAAUACACAAAUUUGAAAUAAAAUGGAAAGUGGCAAAAAGAACGGGCCCGAAUGUGGAUUAAAUAAAAACUAGGCGCAACGCCGCAUCUAAAAGAUAAACUGAAUAAGAUUAAGUUUUUACUGAAGUCAAAGAAACAUUUAUUCAAAAGAUAUGCUGGACGACUGAUCUUAAUUGGAGGCGUCAGCGAACGUUCUACUAAAUAUUCUGGUGAAAAUGAAUAGCAGUAAAUAAGAAAAGACGAAUUUACAGAUUUAGGUUCUUUUGCGUCUUUUAUAAUGAACGAAACGACGAUAAUAAAGCUGAAAAAUCUAAGAAUAAAUCUAAACUUCGCCAUAUUGUUUCUAUUUGAGAGUAAGAUAGACUAGGAUAAAUUGCAUAUUUACGAACGGAUAAAUGAUAAAAUUAAAAAAAUUGUAAAGUUGUUUAAUUGAAAUUUAUAUAUACGUACAUCUAUUGUAAAAUUUAUUGAAAUUAAAAUUAAUAACUGUACAUAGUCAGUGUAAAAUUUCCAAGUUUAAAAAAAAUGAUGAAAAAUUUAAA